AUGAUGUCAAGAACUGUGUCGUCCUGGAUCUUAAGCUCAGCAAGAAACAGCAUAGUUUUACAAGGAAAAGGACGUUUAUACUCCGUCUGUAUCCCAAAUAGAAACAAGAUAAAAUGGAAGUUGGUUUUCUCCAAAACACGCCUCUACCCUGCUGGGAGUUUCUCCUUAACAAAAGCGUUCCGACACACUUCCACCGAAGAAGAACAUUUCUCUUUCCAGUUGUCUCCGUCGCAAAUCAACGAUAUGCUCAGAGCAGGCGAAUUAUCCCAUAAGACACUGGUUUUGAAUGGUAAAAAUGCAAAUUCUGUGCUGAGGUUUGAAAGUAACCAGUUGGCGUCCAACACCCCUAUUGAAGACCGCAGAAGCGCAGCCACCUGCUUGCAGACCAAAGGGAUGAUGUUUGGGGUCUUUGACGGUCAUGCAGGUUCCGCCUGCGCUCAGGCAGUAAGCGAGCGGCUGCUUCACUACAUAGCCGUCUCUCUCAUGUCUCGGCAGACCUUGGAAGAGAUCGAGCUCGCUGUGGAGUGCAUGAAACCGGUUCUGCCUAUUCUGCAGUGGCACAAGCAUCCAAAUGAUGGGGAGUAUCGAGAAAUAACUUCACAGUACUUUGAAAACCUCCGGGUUUACUGGCAACAUUUGCUGGACUUGGACACAGAGCCAGGAUUUAGUUUAGAAGAAGCCAUGAUAAGUGCAUUCAAAAGGUUAGACUCAGACAUAUCACUGGAAGUUCAAGCUCCGCAAGAAAAUGAAUUGAUGAGAAAUAUUGCUCUUCAGGUAGCUUUUUCUGGUGCAACAGCCUGUGUGGCUCACGUUGACGGUGUUCACUUACACGUUGCAAAUACCGGUGAUUGCAGAGCAGUUUUAGGUGUUCAAGAGGAAGAUGGCACGUGGUCGACUCUCCCUCUAACCCGAGACCACAAUGCCUUCGAUGAAUUUGAAAUCAGAAGACUGAAGAGAGAACAUCCUAGGUCUGAGGAGAAGACCCUGUUUGUGAAUGACCGAUUAUUGGGGAUUCUUAUGCCCUCCAGAGCCUUUGGAGAUGUGCAAUUAAAAUGGAGUAAAGAGUUGCAACACAGCGUUCUUGAGAACAGCUCUGAUGCUGAGGCUUUAAAUAUUUAUCAGUACGUUCCUCCAAACUACCACACCCCCCCUUAUUUAACUGCAGAGCCUGAAGUCACAUACCACAAAUUAAGAAGCAAGGAUAAGUUUCUAGUUCUUGCUUCAGAUGGACUGUGGGAGAUGCUAAGUAAUGAGAAGGUUGUGAAACUUGUCGCCGGACACCUCACAGAGCUUAAUGAGCAGAAACCACAACUGCCUUUUGAGAAACCGGUUAAUUUGGGUUAUAUGCACAGCUUGUUGCUGCAGAGGAAGAACAGAGGCAUUGCCUCCCUUGACCAGAACAUAGCGACUCACUUAAUAAGGCACGCAAUUGGGAGUAAUGAGUAUGGGGAGGUGGACCAAGAGAAACUUGCUGCAAUGCUGACGCUGCCUGAAGACCUUGCGAGAAUGUACAGAGAUGAUAUCACAGUUACUGUGGUGUAUUUUAAUUCAGAAACAAUUGAAAAUUACUACAGAAACAAUGAGUAGGAACUUGCACUGCCGCUGUUGUGUGCCACUAGCCAGCUUUGGUACUGAAACCGUUACUGUUUUCCUCUGGUAGUCAAGCUGUUAUCA
Molecule: messenger RNA, 1674 nt
Organism: Eurypyga helias (sunbittern)
Lineage: Eukaryota; Metazoa; Chordata; Aves; Eurypygiformes; Eurypygidae
Gene: PDP2
Product: pyruvate dehyrogenase phosphatase catalytic subunit 2
Exons: 1
Coding region: 1-1587 (528 amino acids)
Biological process (GO): protein dephosphorylation
Molecular function (GO): protein serine/threonine phosphatase activity; cation binding
Source: RefSeq, a predicted model, not a curated record